AUGAAAGCUGCUCCCCGGAAGAGUGCUAUUCCUACUCCAGGACGGUCGCGCUCUUCAUCAAGCGCAACUCAGGCAGUUCCGGUCCCUGAUGUUGCAGAACUGUCUCGCGCUUUCACAGAAGCCAUCAAAGCCAACGAUCCCUCCCAACAUCGAACCUCUCGUCCUCCCAGCCGCCAGUCCGAUGUUUUUAUGAAAUCAACGACUCCUAGACCGUUUCAGGUCGGAGAUAAUGUCCGCAUCGAGUCUUUGGGCUUUGAGGGCUUACUUCGUUAUCUGGGAGGUAUAGACGGUAAGCCGGGUCUUUGGGCAGGAGUUGAGCUCUCUGGCGGAUUCUAUGGGAAAGGGAAAAACGAUGGUAGCGUAAAUGGGAAACAGUACUUCUCGUGCCCUGCUAACUGCGGUGUAUUUGUGGCCACCGCUAAGCUAUCGCCAGCUACAGCUGGUCCCGGGGCGAUAAUUCGACCUUCCUCUGUUGCUUCCUCUCGUGGUGGUCGAACAACUCCUUCGGUUUCUGGGCGAACAACACCAUCUUCAUUCUCAUUCAGCACAACCUCUCGCAUACCUUCAGGAGGUAGAAUAACUCCCUCUGGUCGUACCACUCCAGGCAUUGCAACACCAGCCGCUCGAGCAAGACCCAAAGGACUUACCAAAACACCGAAUGUUGUAGCUACUCCGCUGACGGGCAAGCUCACUGCCGGGUCUCGAGCAUCUAAAUAUGCUUCUAUGACCGCUCAGCAACUCAGCACGCGCGAUUCUGCCUUGGAGCCGCCAGCAAGAACCGCACCGUCUCCUUCACUCUCAACUCGGUCCACAUCAUCUCCAACCCGACCCCCAGCAUCUCCCUUCACUACACCAAAACCAAGUAUUGGCGGGAGGCCGUCCAUUGGUACUCCUCGCCCACGUAUUCCCAGCGCUGUGGCAAUGCCACCGCCUGCUUCUCCUGCCCUCCGAGAGCCCAUAUCUCCCCGACCGGAGUCAGCAUCCUCGAAUCGAUCAACCACAUUUGAUGACCGCCUUCAACUGCAAUCCCGUAUUGUCUCUCUGGAAAAUGAACUGGACGAAACAAAGACGCAGGCAGUUGAACGUCUUACUCAGGUGGAAGAAGGACUCCAGACGCGCAUUGCAGUUCUUGAGACCCAGCUCCAAGAAGAGCAGACCAACUCAAAUCUCCAAGCUGCGCAACUCGAACAGCACUUGGCUGAAAGCACUUCCCUGGAGCUAUCCUUGAAAGACACAAUCUCCUCAAGAGAGGCAUCCGAACGCGAAACUGCGGAAAAACUGAUGGCGAAACAAGCGGAGUUUGCGACGCUCGAACUCCGGUUGAAACAUACGCAGAUGGAGCUGGAGGAGGAGCGAGCAGACCUCCGUGCUCAGGUGGACGAGUUAAGGCAAGCCGGUCAAGAAACUAUUGCCCUUUACGAGGAGCGUCUCAAUGAAGCAGAAAAAGAAAAAUACGAGCUUGAAACGAGACUAUCUUCUCUUGAAAUGCGCUAUAGUACGACACCACGAUCUCCUUCUCCUACAACGUCCCCUCGAGUGGUAUCGUCAGCGACGGAAAUAGACAAUGAGGCGCUGCGAGAGCAGGUUGGUCAUCUACAGAAAAAGGUCACCAAACUGGAGGAUGCAUUGGAAGAUGCACAGGCAGCUUCCGAACGGGAGGAAGCUGCCUUCGGAGAACGGAUGCGUCGUCUUAAAGACAAAGAGGACGCCAUGAAAAAGGAGCUGAACGAAGGAAGAAAGGAUGUGGAGAGGAUGAUAAAAUCUGAAGGUGAUGCGCGGAGACGUGUGGAGGAAGUUGAGGCGGCUCUCCAAGAAAGCACCACUGCUUUGGAGGAUGCUAGGGCUGAGGUAGAAGGACUACGCACCGAGUUACACAAUCUCGAAGGAUUGGUAUCCGGAAUCGACGAUGAAGGGGAUCUUCAUUCGCGCAUAGCACAAAUCGCUGACCGAGCGGCUGCAGACAAGCAACGCUUUGUUGACGAGAUCACGAGACUUAAGGAAACACUAGAAGAUAUGUGCCAACAGCGAGAUGAAGCGGCAGUGGAAACCCGAAGACUGCGUGAAACAAUGGCAGGUCAAGCAACCGAAUUGGAGUUGAUCAAGCAGAAAUCCAAUCGCGACACGACACCCAAUGGACCCCCUCAAUCACCUUCUAUACCCUCUGCAGCUAAAGAAGAAAUCAGAGGCCUGAAGCAUAUUGUCCAAGAACUUCAGAAAGAGAAUCUAGCGACGACGCAACGAAUGAAAGUACUGGAAUCAGAGAAUCAACUGCUCCUUUCUGAGACUGAGCAACUGCGCAAGGUCCAGAUCCUCGAAGAGAAUCUAGAUAAUAGCCUCACUCGAGAAGAGGAUGCUCACGCCGAUCUGCCUAUCGGCGAUACGGCAGACCUACAACGAGCCUUAAGGGACCAAAAACUGAAGGCUGAUAUGGAGAUUGAGCAGCUGCGUAAGCGAUUAGCCGACUCUGAUAUGAAGAAUGCGCGCGUUGUGCAUGAUCUCAACAAGGAAAUUAGCGAACUGGAGGCACUGAUCGAAUCCAAGAUCUAUCGCGAGGAUGAAUUGGAGCGCGAACUCGAAAAGAGCAAGGAAAAACUAGCGCGACAACGAAAGUCCUCCAAAGGUAUUGAUGACGUGCCGAUUGCCCGUGCAAGGGCGGGAAGUAUUAGCGCAUCAGAGACUUCAGACAGUCAGCAGCCUGUUUGCGAGAUCUGUGAUCAGCCGGGACACGAUGUGUUCAGUUGUACGCUGCUGAUAGGAUCCUCAAAGGAUGGAGGGGUGCCGGAGUCCGACUUAUUUUGCACUGAUUGUGAAAGCAAGGGUCACGUGGCACAAGAUUGCCCCCACUCCCUUGACGUCUUUUAA
This is a messenger RNA of Mycena indigotica, 2862 nucleotides long. RefSeq lists its product as uncharacterized. The record is from RefSeq and is a predicted model, not a curated record. The transcript is spliced from 13 exons. Bases 1 to 2862 code for a protein of 953 amino acids. NCBI's taxonomy places the organism in Eukaryota, Fungi, Basidiomycota, Agaricomycetes, Agaricales, Mycenaceae. Gene Ontology annotation, molecular function: nucleic acid binding; zinc ion binding.